GUAUACGAUAUUCCGUCAAAAAAACGGCUCGAACGCUGAAGAAGCUGCCAAAUGAAAGAAGAUUGGUGUUGCUGUGAAACCUGACAUGAUUCUCAAGGAAUCUUGGAUCAUCCCAUAAAUGUAUGACAAGAAACUUCAAUUUUUUGUAUCGUUGACAUAUUGUAUUCAAUAUCCAAAACUGAUAUGAGCAUAGAUGAGAAGCUUCAGAAACACUUAACAUCUUUCGAAAUGUAUUUGAAGAAGGCCAAAAGAGAGUUCGAAGCAAGAAUAAAAGAAGAAUUGAAAGAAAACGCUAGUUUGGAAGAUUUCAAACUCAUGAAAACACUUGGUACGGGCUCUUUCGGUAGGGUGGUUUUGUGCCAGUACAAGGAUUCUGUUAAAAAAUUAUUGGCUAUGAAAAUUAUGGAGAAAGUUAAUAUAAUAAGGACUAAGCAGCUUGUGCAUACUAUUUCGGAAAUUAGAUUUUUAGAUGCCCUUAAAUUUCCAUUUGUGAUACAGAUGGAGUACUUCUUCAAAAACAAUGUUUAUUUAUUCCUGGUCAUGCCUUUCAUCAACGGAGGUGAAAUGUUUUACCAUUUGCGGAGCAACAAGAAGUUUGACGAGAAUUUGUGCAAGUUCUACACUGCUCAAGUGAUUUUAUCUUUUGAAUACAUACACUAUUUGGGCAUAGUAUAUAGGGAUCUGAAACCUGAAAAUAUCCUAAUAGACGAUGAAGGAUAUUUGAAAAUAACGGAUUUGGGUUUUUGCAAAAAAAUCGAUAACCAAAGGACAUACACGCUAUGUGGUACUCCAGAAUAUUUGGCCCCGGAGAUAAUCCUCAGUCAGGGAUACACGUUCACUGUUGAUUGGUGGUCAUUAGGUAUUUUGAUAUACGAGAUGGCCGCGGGCUUUCCUCCAUUUUUCGCAAGAGAUCACAUGAAACUUUAUGAGAAAAUUGUAGCUGGGAAAUUUGCAUGUCCACCACAUUUUUCAAAACCUCUUAAAGAUUUGAUGGUGAAUAUUCUUCAAGUGGAUCGAAGCAAAAGGUACGGUGGGCUUAAAGGGGGAUCAAAAGACAUCAAGAGCCAUGAGUGGCUCAAAGGUACGGAUUUUGACCAAAUUUUCAGCAGAAAAGUGAAACCCAGUUUUGUACCAGUAUUAGACAACCAGGGAGAUACAAAGUUUUUCGAUUCUUAUGGAGAAACUCAUAUUCGAGAAGCGUCUUUCAACGAAUAUGAAGAGGAGUUCAAAGAUAUGUCACUCAAGUGACACUUACUUUUAUUGUGAUAUUUGGCGUACCGUUUAUAUUAUUUUAGAACUUUAAAACUGUUAUAAAUAGCCACUUACUUAUUAUAUUUUACGUAAAGGAAAUCGUGCAAUUCUA
Leptinotarsa decemlineata (Colorado potato beetle) is the source of this 1363-nucleotide messenger RNA. Its product is annotated as cAMP-dependent protein kinase catalytic subunit beta. The record is from RefSeq and is a predicted model, not a curated record. Gene Ontology annotation, molecular function: ATP binding; cAMP-dependent protein kinase activity. Gene Ontology annotation, biological process: protein phosphorylation. Gene Ontology annotation, cellular component: cAMP-dependent protein kinase complex; nucleus; cytosol. Lineage: Eukaryota; Metazoa; Arthropoda; Insecta; Coleoptera; Chrysomelidae.